CACAACACUGUAGUUACUGCAUUUACUUAACUUCAGGCUUUUACUGUGAUAUGUCAAAUUGCACUGAGUAACAUAAUUAACAGUGUUUACAAUGGGAUUGCUAACAAUACUUAAGAAAUUGAAGCAAAAAGAAAAGGAAAUGCGCAUUUUAAUGUUAGGUUUAGAUAAUGCUGGUAAAACUACUAUUUUGAAAAGGCUCAGUGGAGAACCAAUUGAUACAAUAUCACCAACUCUUGGUUUCAACAUUAAAACUUUGGAUCACCGUGGAUAUAAACUUAAUAUAUGGGACGUAGGUGGUCAAAAAUCAUUGCGUUCUUAUUGGAGAAAUUACUUCGAAUCAACAGAUGGGCUUGUUUGGGUAAUUGACAGUGCAGAUAAAAGAAGAUUGGAGGAUUGUAAAGCAGAAUUAUACAAACUUCUGCAAGAAGAAAGAUUAGAAGGUGCAAGUCUUUUAAUUCUUGCAAAUAAGCAAGAUAUGCCUGGAGCAUUGUCUACGUCAGAUAUUGCAGAAAUUUUGGAAUUAUUUAGCAUUAAAACUCAUCAUUGGAAAAUAUAUAAAUGUUCUGCAGUUACCGGAGAGAAUCUUGUAGAAGGAAUAAAUUGGAUUGUUGAUGAUAUUUCUGCAAGGAUAUUUUACAUAGACUAAGGAAUAUAUUAAAUUAUGUAAAUUAAAUUGAUAGUAUUAUAAUUUUUUUACCAAGUUU
Molecule: messenger RNA, 704 nt
Organism: Osmia bicornis bicornis
Lineage: Eukaryota; Metazoa; Arthropoda; Insecta; Hymenoptera; Megachilidae
Gene: Arl2
Product: ADP-ribosylation factor-like protein 2
Exons: 2
Coding region: 92-646 (184 amino acids)
Biological process (GO): protein folding
Cellular component (GO): microtubule cytoskeleton; cytoplasm
Molecular function (GO): GTP binding; GTPase activity
Source: RefSeq, a predicted model, not a curated record